CUUUGAUCUAUUCGCGUGGGUUAAACGAGCAGCCUAUUGGCUCUUGGAGUUUAUACCAUUUGAUAUUUUAAUAACCUUUGCAUGGAUAGCACAAAUUGCCGAGCCUAUUGCCGAUAUCGCAUUGUCUUUUGCAAAUCUUCUGCGUCACCAGCAACAAUUAAGGGAGGAUCCACAAGAUUCAUCCAUGAUAUUUCACCCUUCGAAAUGGAUGUUAGAAGUGCAAACGGGGGGUCAUUUUCAUCAAAGAUUUCAUGAAUAUACAAGAAAUGCUGCAUUUGGGUUGGAUAAGUCUGUAUAUCAUUGUUUGGAUAAAUUGAGUGAUGAGGAUAUUGGUGUGUUGGAACAGCUCCAGCAUGCAUGGCCUGACCCUGUAAAUCUGGCUACAAAGGAUGUUAAGUUACUUAUACAAUCAAUGAUGCCACUUGUGUAUCAGGAAGAUAAGGUGUCUCAGGCCUGA
This is a messenger RNA of Paraglomus brasilianum, 457 nucleotides long. The record is from the annotation of a GenBank genome assembly. NCBI's taxonomy places the organism in Eukaryota, Fungi, Glomeromycota, Glomeromycetes, Paraglomerales, Paraglomeraceae.